Messenger RNA from Plasmodium fragile, 360 nucleotides. RefSeq lists its product as uncharacterized. The transcript is spliced from 5 exons. Lineage: Eukaryota; Apicomplexa; Aconoidasida; Haemosporida; Plasmodiidae. The coding region runs from base 1 to 360 and encodes 119 amino acids. The record is from RefSeq and is a predicted model, not a curated record.
AUGUGCAGGGCUAAGUAUUUGUUCUCCCUCGCCGUGUGUGUGAUUGUCCUCCUGAUGAAGGGACACUCCUCGAGCAAGUGCACCCGUGGCGAGAUCCCCCAGGGGAAGCUCACUCUUUUUCUAGAAACAAAGCUGGCCGACUUGGCAAUAGCCGAUCCCCCCUACACCGUUUUCAAUUUCGCAACGGAAGCUGCCAACACCACUGAAGUGUUAGAGGAUGAGCUCAGGAGAAAGGAGAACAAAGCCAUGAGGCGAUUCAGGCACGAUUUAAGCGAAAAGAAGGAACGAGCCUCAAACUUUCUAACCAGCCUUUUGAAAAAUUCUCUGGAGUUUUUCGACUCCGAUUAUAAAAGCAGCUGA